UUUUCGCCCUAAGCCCAUACCUACCUAUCAUGUUCUGUGACAAGAGACACUCAGCGCACACAGAGUCGCUCCUUGUCCUUUGACCCCCACAAGCUUCCAAAAUAGAGGAACAACGUUGCGGAGACUUGUGUCGGAGCGGCAGUUGUUAACAUCUCUCCGUGUUGCCCGUCACUCCGCAGACUUUCGGGCGGUCAACAGCGGAGGUUAUAAAACUUGUGGUAAAGUUUACACGGCAGUGGCGUUUGUUAGUUCUCCCACUGUGGAGUGGACUUUUUCUUCUCUAAACAUUUCUUCGGAAGCCAAGAGAGGUCCUGCUCUAAAGCUGCUCUGCUCUGCUUGUGGGUCCACUGUGUCUUGCGAAUUUCAAGUGAAAACAGCUGAUCCACACAUGUUUCCUGAUUUUCUUCAUAAAGAAUCAUGAGGAGGCCUGGCAAUCUGCUACUAGUUCUGCUUUGGAGCUUUACAUCCGGAGCCAGAAGCCUUAAUAUUCCUUUCGAAGUGGAGCAACCUCCAAUUAUAACCAACCAUACAGCAGGUCCCGUUAUUGCUCUUCCUUUUGACAAUACACUGACUAUAAGAUGUGAAGCCAGGGGUAACCCAGCACCAGAAUACACAUGGAUAAAAGAUGGCCAGGAGCUAAACCUGCCAAACAUCCCGACAGUCAAAACAGACAACAGAAAUGGGACAUUCAUGUUUCACAACAAGCACUUUGCCCUGUUCAGGGGUAAAUACAGAUGCUUCGCUUCCAAUAAGCUGGGAACUGCCAUGACGGAGGAGAUUGAAAUCGUAGUUUCCACUUCACCCAAGUUCCCAAAGGAAACAUUUGAUCCCAUUGUCGUUAAGGAGGGCUAUCCAAUUACUCUUCACUGUAACCCCCCAGAAGGUGUGGCCCCACGUCAGAUCUACUGGAUGACUCAGGGUCUGCAGCACAUAAAGCAGGAUGAGAGGGUCUCCAUGGGAACCGAUGGCAACCUGUACUUUGCUUAUGCCUUACCACAAGACAGUCGCAAGGACUACGGCUGCUUCGCUGCCUUCCAAAGGAUACGCACUAUUGUCCAGAAAACCCCCUUGUCCGUCAAGGUGGAGAGAUUGGAACCGGAGAACAACUCUUCUGAGAGUGUCAGUGCCACGCUACCAGUUCGAGCACCCAGCCUACUGCUGCCCUCUGGUGUCCAAACAGAGAAGCUGAUGCUGAAAGGACAGGAUCUGCACCUUGAGUGUAUACCAGGAGGAUAUCCCACUCCUAAAAUAACAUGGAUGAAAAUGGGAGAAACUCUAACUGAUCGGAUAAAACUGGAUAACUUUAAGAAGCUGUUGACCAUCAGUUCUGUGGAUGAAAAGGAUCAGGGGAAAUACAUGUGUAUGGCUGAAAAUUCAGCCGGAAAGGCAGACCAUUACUUUGAUGUGAUUGUAGAAGAGCCACCAACAUGGCGUGCAAAGCCUCCCCAGAACCAGCUGUCUGUGAUCGGGUCAGACGUUUUCAUUAAGUGCUCAGUAGAUGGAAAACCAACCCCAGUGAUAACGUGGAGAAAAAAUGGAAAAAUACUCCAAGAUGACAGAGAGAACAACAGACGAGUGCUUGACGAAACUGUGAUGCUGCACAAGGCCGGGCCAGAGGACAGCGGCGUCUACCAGUGCGAGGCCUCCAAUCCUCAUGGCAGUGUUCUUGCCAACAUUAAUGUCUUAGUCAUGAAUAUGGCACCUCUUAUGCUGACAAAGGACUUCCAAGAGUAUGCAGUGAUAGAAGGAGGGGACAUUGUCAUGAACUGCAGUGUUUUCAGCUCUCCUCAAUCCAAUAUUUCUUGGACCAAGGAGGGGACAGCUGUUGAAGGAGAACGAUUUCAUGUUUUAGAAAAUGGGCAAUUCUUGGAAAUCAUCCGCGCAGAAAAAGGUGACACGGGGAAAUAUGCUUGCAUGGCUAGUAACAGAGAAGGCAUGUCAAAUCUCACAGCUCUGCUGGAGGUGAAAGACCCAACAAAAAUUGUGGCUCCUCCUCAGGAUGUGCAGAUCAGCAGUGGGAAGUUGGCCCGAUUGAUGUGCCGGUCAGAAUAUGACAGAAGUCUGCAGGGCACCUUUGAGGUGAUCUGGAGGAAGGAUGGGGAGGAGAUCUUUCGCUCUUCUGAGAAUAGUUUCAGGUACAAAAUGGAUGGUGACCAGUUGCAGAUUAGGGACUUGAAUAUCAGUGAUCAGGGGAGCUAUACAUGCAUUGCUCGAACAAGUCUUGAUCAGGAUACUGCCACUGCCUUUCUAACUGUACUGGAUACUCCUGAUGCUCCUAUGAGUUUAAAGAUAUUGGAUCAGGAAUCAAGGAAUGUAACUCUGUCCUGGAUACCAGGGAGUGAUCACAACAGCUCCGUGACAGAAUUUGUGGUGGAGUAUGAGGAGAGCCACUGGGAGCCUGGAAGGUGGAAGGAGCUGCAGAAAGUCGCCGGUAACCAGGCAACAGCCGAGCUCUUUCUUCAUGGAGACCUUAACUAUCAGUUCAGAGUUUAUGCUGUUAAUGCCAUUGGACCUGGACCACCUAGUGAGCCCACAGAGAGACUCAAAACACCCCCUGCUGCACCAGACAGAAACCCGGAGAACAUCAGAAUUCAUGGCCACCUUCCCCAUGAAAUGGACAUCAGCUGGGACCCACUGUUACCUACUGAGUAUAAUGGUCCAGGACUUGAGUAUAAGGUCUCCUACAGAAAACUGGAGGUGGAAGAUAAAUGGCAGGAGCACCUGGUCACAAGACCGUCCUUUAUCAUCAGGAACACAUCCACCUUUGCACCGUAUGAGAUCAAAAUCCAGAGCAGGAACAGCCUCGCCUGGGGUCCAGAACCAAAACCCAUAACAGGUUACUCUGGAGAAGAUAUUGUCUUUUGGCACUGUCUUCAGGAAAAUGUGUCAGUUCCGACUGCAGCUCCACAAAAUGUAGCAGUGGAGGUGAUCAACAGCACCGCUCUCAGAGUCAGCUGGAGCCCAGUUCUCCCAGCCACAGUGCGAGGUCAUUUAUUAGGCUACAUUGUUCACUGGGAGAGACUGAAAAGCUUCCUGAGUCCUGACAAGAUUGUAGAGGAGCAUAACUCCAAGUCUUUCCCUGGAAACAGGAGUCAUGUCAUUGUGUCAGGGUUUCAACCUUUCUCUGAGUACAGACUCACAGUGAACGUUUUUAACAAGAAGGGAAAAGGACCAAAGAGCGAUCCAGUUAACUUUGAUACUCCAGAGGGCGUUCCACAGAAGGUGCCCGUGCUGAUUCCCAGGAUUCAGGACGAUGACACUGUUCUGCUGGAAUGGGGACCACCGCAAGUGACGAAUGGCAUCCUCACUGGUUAUUUUCUAAAGUAUCACCUCCUAAAUAAGACUUCGCUGGAGGUGAUUGAUUCCUUUGAGCUGAACAUCACUUUGCCUGACGUCACUCAACACCAGAUUGUGAGACCGGACAGGGGCAACCUCUUCCGCUUCUACCUGAGCGCGUGCACUCGAGCAGGUUGCGGGCCUGCAGAACUGGCUGAAAAUCACAGUCCUCCAGCAGAAAAAGUCGGAACGGAAGCCAGCAAUUCAACUCAGCGCUGGUUCAUCGGGACUCUGUGUGCGGCGGCAUUACUCACACUUCUGGCAGUGAUCGUGUGCUUUGUGAUGAAAACCAAGGGUGGCAAAUAUGCAGUAAAAGAGAAAGAAGACCUCUUUCCUGAUGCGGAGUCACAGGCAAUGAAUGACGACGCCUAUGAAUACAGCGGCAGCGACGAAAAACAACUGAAGAAACCUAUCCUGGGUGCCACAGACGACAAGGUUGAGGACAGCAUCAGCAGAGACAGCUUGGUCGAUUACGCCGAUGGAGACGGAGAAUUCAGCGAGGAUGGCUCAUUUAUCGGAGAAUAUUCCGGACCCAGGUACCGGGAUUCCAUCAGUGAGCCCAGCGGGCCCAGCACCGCCACUGCGUAAAGCCAGGAUCCACCAUCAAACGGCCUCCGUCGAUUCCUGUGACGAAAACAUUUUCAUUUCUGUUUGUACUACUUUAAACCUAGUCUGACAUGGUAGAAUAAAUUAUACUCAGGUAUUAACUGAUUUACUGUUGGGAGUGUUUUUGUUCAUGUUUUGUUUUAAAGAAAGUGGAUAUUUCUGGUGUAAAUAACGUAGGUGUGAUGUCUCAUACGGCUCUGUACAUAUUGUAAAAGGGAAAAAAUUAGCUAUAUUAUAUUAGAGUUGAUUAAUUUUGACAUUUACAAUAUUGCUUUUAUAACAACCAGCAUAAUAUUAAGCACAUUUUUUUACAACUUUAUACUGUCUUGGAAAAAGAAGGGUCAUAAAAGGUUUUCAGUAAAGUAAAAAAAAUUGAAAUAAAAAUAACAUUUUUGUAUUUUUAUACAGAAUGCGUUCUUGUAUUGCCACAAAUGCUUUUCUUUCCCUUCCUUUUCAUUCCUUUUAUUUGUCCUUUCUGAACGUUUGAAAUUUGAUUUUUAAUAUGCACGAUGUGCAAUUUUCUACUGUCCAAAUAUUAUGCAUUUUCAACAGACGGGAAACAGAAAUAUGAAGAAAAUGUGAACUCAAAAAUAAAGUUAUUUCUACAAGUAUCAAAA
Molecule: messenger RNA, 4559 nt
Organism: Poecilia reticulata (guppy)
Lineage: Eukaryota; Metazoa; Chordata; Actinopteri; Cyprinodontiformes; Poeciliidae
Gene: chl1a
Product: cell adhesion molecule L1-like a
Biological process (GO): brain development; cell-cell adhesion; axon guidance
Cellular component (GO): axon; plasma membrane
Molecular function (GO): cell-cell adhesion mediator activity
Source: RefSeq, a predicted model, not a curated record